Penicillium chermesinum is the source of this 315-nucleotide messenger RNA. RefSeq lists its product as uncharacterized. The coding region runs from base 1 to 315 and encodes 104 amino acids. The record is from RefSeq and is a predicted model, not a curated record. The transcript has a single exon. Lineage: Eukaryota; Fungi; Ascomycota; Eurotiomycetes; Eurotiales; Aspergillaceae.
AUGCAGGUGUGUAGCAGUGCAGUCGGCAACAACAAAAUGCGUGGGAAGUUGAAGAUGGGAGAAAAGGAGGUGGGGGGGGAAACCUGGUGGAGGAAAAAUAAGCCGAGCCUUUGCCCAGGCCAGUGCGGGCGGAGAAGAACCAAGAAAAAGGGACAAGAGCGAGCCAAGCCGUGGUGCGGGCCUUCCAAGACCCGAGAGGCCAAAGCAGCGACCACCUCGCCUUCUCACUGGUGGAGCCUGUCUGGGCGAGCCUCCCCAGUUGCGCCGAGCCCUCGAGGGGCUGUGCAUUCUUGUCUUUGGCAUGCUCUCUCCUGA